CUUCCACAAUCGAAUGGUCCCGUCUUCCGACCCAGACGCAUAGGAUUGUCCAUCGGGCGAAUAUCGGACGCAUCGAAUGGGGCCGUGGUGCCCCUUGUGGCAUUCAAGCUCUUCCCCAGUUUCAAAGUCAAACACCCUCACCCACAGGUCGCUGCCGCCUGCCACAAACCUCUUACCGCUCGGAUGGAGGGUGACACCCCCUUCUUCUCUGAAGUGAAUUGGCAUUUUAUACUCCUUGAGAAGUUUGCAAGAUUGCGAAUCGCUGAGAUCGAAAAAGUAGACCUUGGUUCCGGCGGCAACGGACAGCACAAGUUUCUGGGAACCAGCAAUGGCACAGACCUCAAUAUCACGGAUUUCUGCCCCCUCCUUUGUGUCGAAGGUACGAAUAAGCGACUGGUUGGUGGUAUUCCACAGAUAAAUCUUUCCGUUCAUGCAAGAACAGAGAAGUUGAUCGUUCGACACCCAGGCCAGUUUUGUGAUGGGGGAUUCCUGGGGGAUUUCUAGGGAGGGGGAAGCUUCGGUGGCAUCCGGUUUUUUGUUGCCGUUGUUCUGUUUCACUAAUAUCUUUGGCAGUUCGUAGAUUCGAAGGGACGCCUCCUUUCCACCGGUUGCCAAUCGCUGUGAGUUUGGGGAGAAGACACACGUCUUCACGAUGUGUUUGUGCGGCAACUCGACCAGGCUCUGGCCGGUGAUUGCGUCCCACACACGAGCCGAGUAGUCGCCGGACGCCGUGGCGGCCAGGUUACCGGUUGGGUCCAUCUGGCAGGACCAGACUGCUCCCUUGUGGCCCUGCCAGGUUCCGAUCCAAUCCCCGCUGACUCCAUCCCGAAUCAUGGGCAUUUUGUCGUGACAGGCACUCAGCAAGAACACACUGGAGCUGCUGUCCGCGGUGUUGCUGUCGUCGUUCUCGACGUUAACGUAUUGGAGUUCCGCAAGAGGCCUCGUGUGGCCGGGACAAACGAUCGGGAUUUGCUUGGCAAUGGCUGCUGUCAUUUUGAACUGUUGUGUAUUUCUACGGCGUCAAUCUUGUGUUUUAAUGUGCGUUAUGACGGAUACCGACAAGCUAAGGAAGAACUUCCUACUCGAACAAUAACUAUUGCUGUUGUGGUUGCUGAUGUGACACGAGUCGGAGGUCAUUCAUUUUGAGGGAAGCGCAACGCGUAAAAAAAUUCAUGCUUCCUCCGACCUUUCAGUUUUUUAAGUUCUUCUUGUUACAGUAAUUAUUUGUUAUUUUGCAUUUAGGGGGUCUCCUUCAUUUUAGACUUUAGACCCGAUUACAUUAGGGGUUGGUACUUUACGUACAAUACUAUUCAGACCCCCAUUUUGGUCUAAAUUUUCUUGAGGUAGGAAAAAAUGAAGGUUUCACAACAGAGCCGAAUCAUUCAUCAGUUUCCAACGGACAAAUUCCUGCGCCUUGCUGAAUUCUACUUAGUAAAAGUACGGUAGGAAGUAGAGAGGAGCUGUAAAUUUCUUCACUUUGAAAUUGGGUCUCAUCCAAUCCGAAUCCGAACAUUGGAGAUCAGCAAACUUACGAAAAGUUCCAGGGUCGUUCGGUAUUUGAAGAUACCGUCAACGAGUACUUCUGAAUUGAGCAUUGGAACAUGGGCGGAGGUCAAAGGUCUUCCAUAGUGGCGGAAAGUUCGGCGAGCGAAGAUGAAAACAACGUUUUGAUCAUUCGAAUAUCGAAACGAUUCAUUAUCUUGACGUUUGUUGUGUCUUGUUUAGUGGCGUUUGCUGUUGGUCACGUUUCCCGGAUUGUUCUAAUCGACAACCCGCGCAAUGAGUUUAUGAAAGCGUACCAGAGGGAGCAUGUUUCCAUCGACGGCGCUAUGGGCACGAAACCUUUUGGUUCAAAAGACGAGGGCCAAUUUACGCUACCCGAUCCUGUCCUCCAGAGCGGCAAAACCCCUCCGAUAACGACGUACACGUCGAAGAACUUUAAUACGGCUCUGUCAUCGACAACUCAUUCACGAUGGAUGGUGACACAGGACGGCGAAGACCUAGAUAAUGGUCUUCUCGAAAACGAGAGCAACGGCGAUCAAUGUCGAUCAUCUACCAACGACAGCUGCGUCGAGGAUGAACAAACAGAAGAAGAGGAGCACCUCCCCGCCGGUCAGCACUUAUUAAUUGACAUCGAGCAUGUUGAUGCCUUGUUUUUGAAUUCGGAGGAUCGUCUUGCCACCGCGAUGUUGGAUUUGGUCAACGAAUGCGGUCUGACGCUCCUGUCGUACCACUGCCACGGACUUCAUCCAAGUGGUGUGAGUUGCGCCGGGGUUCUAUUAGAAUCACAUGUUUCCUUCCAUACUUGGCCGGAAGAAGGGGUUAUUACGCUCGAUUUGUUUACCUGCGGACCAAACUCGCUUCUCCCUAUUGUACCCCUGGCAGAAAAGCUCUUCGCUGUUGCAUCUGAUGCUUUGCGUGCGAUGGAACCAAAGAUGAUUUGGGCACACAAGUUUAGAGGAUUUGGGAGAGAAAAUGGUAGCGCAAGCGAGGUAACCGAUAUGUUUCGUUUUCCUGUGGGUCAGAUGAAUGAUUUUAAGAAAGAGGUAAGUGGCAGAUAACGUUCCUCAUCAUAUAGUUGAGAAAUAGUAUAGAAUGGAAUACUACAAUAUUUUUGGUUCCUGCACGGUUUGUUUGAAGAAUGAGCUUCUUGAUUCUAACCAAACCCCAUCUUCGUGCUUCGAUCAGAUCGCAUCGAUUCAAACCGACUAUCAAACUAUGGACGUGUACGAUGUCUUCCGACCCGGUCGACAUGACAUGGAAUCGUACGAGAAAUCACUUUCCAACGAUGGUUCGUACGAAGCCUUGCAUCCAGAGCUUUUUGAACCUGACCGGCUUGUUUACUUGGACGGUGUGGUCCAAUCUUGCAAGACAGGAGAUGCUGCUUACCACGAGGCUCUGGUACAUCCAGCCAUGUUUGCCCACGAGAAUCCAAAGCGAGUUGCUAUUGUUGGAGGAGGAGAAGGUGCAACCUUGAGAGAGGUUCUCAAGCACAACACUGUCGAGAAAGUUAUUAUGAUCGAUAUCGAUGAGCAAAUGGUGGAACUGUCCAAGAAGGUUUUGCCUUACUGGAGUGACUGCAGCAUGUUGCAGGACAGCACCAAGAGUUGUUUCGACGACCCGCGGGUGGAAACUUAUUUCCUUGACGCGUUCAAAUGGUUCAUCGAUCGAUUCUCUGACGAAAAAAGUGACGACUUUGAUGAGUUGCCGUUUGACGUUAUCAUUAUGGAUGCCCUGUGAGUAUUUUCUUUCUUAUUUUAUCUCCAGCUUCGGACUUCUAAAUGUCAUUGUGUAUGUUGAAAGAUCGUAUUUUCUCAUUUUUUUUUGUGAUUUGACUUCCAGAGACCCUCAAAUUCAAAAGGAAUUCGUGGAUGCUCUAUACGACGGGGGGCCAUUUCUUCGGUCUCUUCCAAAUGCACUAAGAGAGAGCGGCAUUUUGGUAGCCCAGGUGGGAGAGGCCAAUUCCAUUCAAUCACCAUCGGGAGAACACUCUAUCGACAGAAAUAGAAUAAAUUUCAUUGAGACCUUGGUUUCACUCGGUUUUCCGACUAUUCGAGAUUACGAAGAAUCUCAUAGUCAAUUUGAUGACCCUUGGGAAUUUGUGGCUGCGUUUAAGGACUUUGACUACAAGGUCGACUGGUACGCAGAGUCUCCUGUGAUCGAUUUGAAGAUCCGGGAACGUGGCAUGAUCACAACGGCUGGGGGAUCACCAUUCCUCCACUUUGAUGGGGCAACGAUGAAGUCUUACAGGUAUCCUUCAAAAGGUAGCGAAACCGCUUUUUGUCGUUUGAAACCCAACGAAGUCGACUGUGCCAAUGGGCACGGAUUCGAUCUUGAGCGUGAUGAUGUUAUGGUAUCGUCCUUGGAAAUCAAACCCAGCUCUCUGGGCGUCAAAGCCGGGCGUGGUGUGUUUGCAAAGACCGAUAUCCCAAAAGAUAGCUAUGUUGGUCUCAAAGAGAUCGGCUCUUCCGUUCACAUUAAUCCACAUGUAUUCGAGGUGAUGAAAGAAAUGAAGGAAAUUCCAUGGGCUUACUCCAACUACCACGGCAAAGAACUGGAGGCUUACACUAAUUUGUAUGGUCACUUCUUUGUUAGCCAGGUAAGUCAUGAAGAAUGUUCUUUGUCGAUUGGGCAACUGAUCCAAGCUAACUCUCCGAGAAUGAUCGCUUUUCUCGUUGUAUGCAUAGGGAGAAACCGAGGUCUUCAUUGAUAGUACAAUCCAAUGUAUGAUAAACCAUGGCUGUAUGGGUACAAGCAACAUAGGAUACAACAUCAAUGUGACAGAAGCUUCCGCGGAUCCUUUGUCGAUGUCAGAAGAGGUAACGUCUUCCUACAUAGGAAGGCAAUACAUAUACAAUCCUGCCAAGGAGAGACAGGUCCGUUUCUAUUCUAGUUCAACUCCACGCAGGGACAUCAAAGCUGGUGAGGAACUUUUGGGCAAUUACCUAGGAAUGGCAGGUGAGAGAUUAGUGUACACGCACUGCUUUGCUGGUGUGUUUAGAAUUGUCGUCCGAUCUACAACCUCCCGAAACUCACCGCGAUGUCCAUUGGCCGUUUUCUUUCAACCGCAUUCGUUUCUUCUAUUCUUAAGGGGCGGAUAAUCCACACUGGAAAGAUGUCGUCCUUGCUCUCAGGGAUCACUGCGUCUAAAAUCACGAUAAAAUCAUAGAAAUGUGCACAAGCACGAUCGAAUCCAAGUUACUAAGAUACAACACCGCAUGAUUGUAAAUAACGUAGCAUGCAGACUUCAUAGAACGUCUCCCGCCUCGAUUUUUUGCGAGAAAGGCCAUUCGAAAAACUUUGUUACUCCCGAUGCAUUGAUGCAACAAUGGUUGAGCUAAAUGCAAUAAUUGUUUAACGUUACA
Messenger RNA from Pseudo-nitzschia multistriata, 4865 nucleotides. Lineage: Eukaryota; Bacillariophyta; Bacillariophyceae; Bacillariales; Bacillariaceae. The record is from the annotation of a GenBank genome assembly.